UAUCGAACCCCUCCGAGUAAAGCCGAGUGAUGAGGAUCAGCUGACAGGGAGCCUCGGUCUGGCUGUCGUCCUCCGGUUUAAAACGUUUCUCAGUUUUAGUGAAUCAAAAAUAAAACCAAGCUCCGACUGACCGACACGAGCGGACACCGACAUGCCGUCGCUUCUGUUCUGCGGGCCGAAGAUGGCCGCGUGCGGGAUCGUGAUCAGCAUCUGGGGCGUCAUAAUGCUGGCGAUGCUGGGAAUCUUCUUCACCGCAAAGUCAGCUGUGCUGAUCGAGGACGUCCCGUUCAAUGAGGACGACAUUUGGAAAGAUCAAAAUCCUCCUUCGAACAUCUACAAUCUGUACAACCAGGUCGGCAUCAACUGCUUCAUCGCCGCUGGCAUCUACGUGGCGGUAGGCGCCAUCUCGCUCUGCCAGGUCCGACUCAACAAGCGGCAGGAGUACAUGGUGACAUAAAGAUCUGCUGCGAAGACCUGGGCCUGACCUCCGACCUCUGAACCACCUGACAUCAGCAGCAGCCAGAGGUCAUCUUCUGUCCACACCGUUUAUGAUUUCACCCGAGUUGAGUAUUUAAAUGUCAGUUCAGGGCGAUGUGGUGACGGGGGGAGGUGGAGGUCAGGCAUCACCUUAAUUAUUUAUUUUCAAAUUAAAAGCUUCCAUGUUUGCUGUGUUGUUGUUGUUGUUGUUGUUGUGGGAUGAAUCAUUCCGUCAUUCCUUUGAGCGACCAAACAUUUGACCACCUCAGCUUCAGAUUUUUUUCUUGGGUUUAAAUGAACAAGGUUUGAACUGAGUCAGUUUAUUUUGAAAAGAAGAAACUCUGCUGUAUCUGCUGAAGUAAACUGAUCAGAAACAAACACGUCAACCUGUCGACAGUAAAUCAACCGUUCAGAUCCUCCUGCUGUUUCCUGAAGAAAUAGAAAUGUUAAAGUAAAAAAUGUUCAUGCUGUGCUGUUUGUUGUUAAAGCGACUGUGGCUCAAAAUGAACGAUGUUUAUGUGACAAAGUUAUUAUGGUGGAUAAUCCUCUGCAAUAAAGUGAGUGUGAGGAAAAACUAA
Messenger RNA from Lates calcarifer (barramundi perch), 1055 nucleotides. RefSeq names its product ribonuclease, RNase K b (gene rnasekb). The transcript is spliced from 3 exons. The record is from RefSeq and is a predicted model, not a curated record. The coding region runs from base 152 to 457 and encodes 101 amino acids. Lineage: Eukaryota; Metazoa; Chordata; Actinopteri; Centropomidae. Gene Ontology annotation, molecular function: RNA endonuclease activity.